Molecule: messenger RNA, 2104 nt
Organism: Owenia fusiformis
Lineage: Eukaryota; Metazoa; Annelida; Polychaeta; Sabellida; Oweniidae
Source: the annotation of a GenBank genome assembly
AUCAUUGGAGAAAAUUAUGUGUUUUACGGAAGAAUGGGUAAAGUAGACCUGCAAGAAUUAACAAUUAAAUAUAUUGUCGUUGCUUAUGAAAUGGAUUCAUCGCGUACAAUUGCAAUAUAAUUUCCAUUUAAAAACAUGGAAACGGAUAUGGAGAACUUAGAGCAUGGAAAUGAAAUGAUAGUCGUUAACUCUGAUUUAGAUGUUAAUGUCUCGUUUAAUGAGAUACAAAGUGCUGUGACACUUACAAAUGCGGAUAUGAUCCGGCAUCUUUGUCGGAAGAACAACAAUAAUGUAAGCCAAGAUAUAUUUGUGGCCUAUAACAUGUCAGGAAGAAAUUGCUCAACAAUAGAAAACACUCUCCAGCUUCCCCGUGAUAUGCGGUUCAACGAAGACAGUUUGGUGUCCAUCCUUGCUUAUAGCUUUUUAUUUAUAGUUGCCUCAGUCGGUAACUUGACAGUUUUUGUAACACUCUUUCGAAAUCGGCAUAGAAAAUCACGGGUAAACCUCUUUAUAAUGCAUCUAGCAAUAGCUGACUUAUUUGUUACAUUUAUCGUGCUUCCCCUAGAGAUAGCGUGGCACAUGACAGUGUCGUGGCAGGCGGGAGACACUGCGUGUCGCACCUUGCUCUUCUUUAGAGCGUUUGGAUUCUACCUGUCGUCUUUCAUACUUGUCACAAUCAGUCUGGACCGUUACUUCGCCAUUAUGCACCCGCUCAGUUUAAAAGAUGGUGAAAGGCGGGGUAAAGUGAUGCUUGUGUUCGCCUGGGUCUGCAGCAUAAUAGCAAGUACACCACAGAGCUUUAUUUUCCAUGUCGAGGCUCACCCAGAAUUUCCCGACUACACCCAAUGUGUUACGUUCAACUUUUUCCCCAGUGAGAAGCACGAACUCGCCUACAACCUAUUUGUGCUGAUAGCUAUAUAUGUUCUACCCCUGAUCGUCAUCACUUUUGCGUACUCUAUGAUACUCUUCGAGAUCACGAAGAAAUCUCGAGAAAGUCAAGAAGAGACUUGUAGCUUGGCUCAAAAAACUGAAACUCGGCUGAGAAGAUCGGGUAUUGGAAACAUAGAGAGGGCCAGGAUAAGAACCCUCAAAAUGACCGUUAUGAUAGUUCUGGUAUUCCUUGUGUGCUGGACUCCUUACUUCGUCAUGAGCUGCCUUUGGUGGUUUGAUUCUGAAAACGCCAGGAAGGUCGACCCAAAAAUACAAAGAGGACUUUUCAUAUUUGCAGUUUCCAACUCCUGUAUGGACCCAAUCGUAUAUGGCUUUUAUAUGAUCGACUUUAAGAGGGAGUUUAGACGAUGCUGUUGCUGUCUCCGUAGUAACUACCAAGACGCCGUGAUCUAUGGGAAUGCACGAACUUACACGAAAACACCAAUUCCUCUAGUUUUGAAUGAUUUGAGUGAUGUGGGUCGUUAUGGCAGCGGAGAUGGGUCUCAAAUAAACAAUUCGAAUGACCCUCUAAUUCAGCGCUCGAAUGGAUCUCUUUGGUGCAAACAAGACUGCAUGGAUAAUCAUCGACUGUCACAUUCGGAAUUCAUGAACUCCUUGGGUUCGCAUAUAGAGCAAUCCCCGUAUAAAAUCCAUUACAAGAGUGGGCGAUGUAAUAAUAAUUCGUCGAUAAGUUCCUCUAGCACACAUGACAUUAGUGUUGACGAUGCUGAUUUUAGCUCAACCCACUGUCGCCCGAGUGCUAGGCGCAAGGGGUUCAAUGAUUUUGUCUAGGAGGCUCUGAUGUCGCUUUGAUUGGCGUUACCGUCACGUGUAAGAUACUUUCCUAAAUGAGCUCAACGUCAUAAUAGCUAGAUAUCAUCAUGUCUAGUAUAGAGACAUAUUUAAAUGUACUUAGUAUGUCUCUGUCUUGCCACAAUAUAGAAUGGCGUGUACCUCAAAUAUGUAAGAUUGCUCAGAGAUUUAUUAUCUGGAACAUUAUCAGUAUUUUAUCUAUUGAUAUUGGAAUGAAUGGUCAGGUGCAUAUCAAAAAUAUAUUGAUGACUGCUAAAAAUCAAAAUCAAAAUGAAUACUAGUUCAUGGACGAUACCGAACUCCGUGGCAGUACUAGUCUUUAACUAUCAGUGUCUACUCCGAGACACUGCAUGGGAGUUUG